GAAGAUGAUCUCAACUAACUUGUUCGUUUGUGCCUAGAUCUCCAUCUACAAGUUUAUAUAUAAGCCACUACGCUGUAUUAGAAAGUCCUUAAUUUGGAUUUUCUGUGAUUCUUCUUUGCUUUCUUUUCUCAACCAACUCUUCUUUCCUGUAAAUUAAUCAAAACCCUCCUCCACUCUCUAUAUAUACACAUAUAUUCUCACUGAUUUCUCUUGAAUUUCUGUAACUCUCCUUUCUCUAUCUCUAAAAUGGCCGACAUAGAUCAUUACCAAACAAAACCAAAUAACCCAUCUGGUUUAAAGCUCUUCGGUUUCAAUCUUUCAUCAGAAAAAGAUCGUAACAUUAACAACAAAACUCAUCAGAAUGACUAUCAGGCUCUUGAUGAAAUCAGCAACUUUUCUAAUUUUCAACAAAACGAUGGCAAUCAUUCAAUGACUCGUAAAUACGAGUGUCAAUAUUGUUGCCGUGAAUUUGCAAAUUCUCAGGCCCUCGGUGGCCACCAAAACGCGCACAAGAAAGAGAGGCAGCUCUUGAAGCGCGCACAAUUGCAAGCCACUCGGAAUUUUGUAAUGUCUUCAGUACAUUUUCAAGAUCCCAUGUUAUUAAGGCCCUACACGUCGCUCCCCCGCCUCUUUGCCCCGGCUCCGGUGGCGGCUUCUCCUCCGUCGCCUCAGUAUCAUCCCUCGUCGUUUUACAUGUUGCAAGGGAACAACACUGUGGUAUCGCCACCGCUUAUGUCUCAUCAGUAUGGUAGUGCUUAUAGUAAUGUUUGUAAUAAGACAAACUCUGGCCUGGGAAGGCGGGUCGUCGGGGAGGAUGCGAAAGUGUUGACGGCGGAUUCUCACGUCCCGGCGGUUAGUAAUAGAUUGUUGCCGGAGAACGGUCGGUCUAGAGCGUUGGAUUUGCAUCUGAGCCUUGGGCCGGCCGUCCCUUAAAUUUAAUCACAGGUCAAAUGGAGUGUUCAUGAAUGUAAAACCUUUGCAAUUUCUAACUUCUUUUCAAUUGUGAUAAUCCCAUUCAAUUAGAAAUUCAGAAUGGUAUGAUGUUAAUAUUC
Messenger RNA from Mangifera indica (mango), 1052 nucleotides. Its product is annotated as zinc finger protein 6-like. Gene Ontology annotation, biological process: trichome morphogenesis; gibberellic acid mediated signaling pathway; trichome differentiation. Gene Ontology annotation, molecular function: DNA-binding transcription factor activity; transcription cis-regulatory region binding. Lineage: Eukaryota; Viridiplantae; Streptophyta; Magnoliopsida; Sapindales; Anacardiaceae. The transcript has a single exon. The record is from RefSeq and is a predicted model, not a curated record. The coding region runs from base 247 to 933 and encodes 228 amino acids. Gene Ontology annotation, cellular component: nucleus.